UUAUGCGAUAAACGUUUGCUCCUUUUCUUGCCAUCUUACUGAAAUAAAUGGCCAAAGUCUAACCUUUUUGUGCCGGUUAACUAGGUAAAGCUAAUUACGAGAUACUGUUUCCCAAAUUCCCGAUGAAUAACUCCCCCCACCUCCAACCUGAACCCACCCCUACUUUCCGUUCUCCAGAUACAUGCCUCCAAACGUCACCAUGCGCAGAAGCUCGUCACACUACGGGUAUAUGCCUACUCAACAUAUAAUCCCACCUCUCCCAUUGGCUGAAACCUUGACCCCAUGUUUCCAUGUUGACUUUUUUCUGUUUGUGAUGUUUUUAUGCUUGUCUUGGUGACGCGGUGGUGGUGGCCUGUCGCAUUACCCUUUGUCCAUACUGUAUGAUGCUCGCCAGUGUGAAGGCUUUUGUGUUUUUCAUAUGUUUGACAGCUGAUGCCAACGCUUGCUGCCACCGCGGUAGGGGCUGGGGGGAAAUCGGUAUUUGUCUUAUCGCUUGAGAUACUCUUGCCAAGCAUUUCCAUUUUUCCUUCUCCCGACGUUCUAACUCCCUGUUUCUAUCUCGUGAAUGUUGCUGAUUUGUUGAAGCUCACUACCUACCGUGGCUUUACUUAAUUUUUAUUCGCUCGGAUCGAAAGCGCAGUCAGGCUUUCGUCUUUGUGCACAGUUCGCGAGAACCCGGAAACAAAAUUGUUUGAUUGAUGAACCUCUGAUAGCUGACUGAAAUUCACUUUAACAACAUUAGCAACGAAAGAUAGCAGUUUGAAAUCAACGCACACUAAACUGGACUGAGGGUGCUGGGACCUGCAACAUGAGCGAUGCUGUUGUCAUGAUAUGGGAAAGAGCGCAACAGGACAACGACAGCAACUUUGAUAAUAAAGACGUGGGAAUGGUGUCAUGGUAUCUGGUGUGGAUGCCAGACUUGCAGCAGAGCACUAAAACAUUUGAUUUUUAAAAAAUCCACGAAAAUAGAGUCUUUGAGUUCAACCGAAGCUUCCCGACGAGACAGCCUCUGUGGAUGCGGUGCAUGUGAUCCGGUUAUUGGCUUGUGAAAUGUCAGUCUUAUUACACUGUGUUAUUUUGAGCUACAGCCAUGCCGUUAUUUUUAUCUUCCGUCUUCUGAACCUUGGCAGAUUGUAUCUACACUUACCGACCUGAAUAAAAGAUAUGAACAAACGUAUUAACCUGUUUACUGUUGGGCAUAGACACGGGGCCUUAAAAGCAGCGUGCAGAGUGCAAGCUGCAUAAAAAGAAUUCUCGCCUUCGGCACCUUUUAUUCUAACAGACAGGCUUUAAAGUUUCACGUUUAACAAAAUUUGUUGGAGAAUCAGUUGUGAUAGCGAUUUGUGACUAUCAGCUACGAACAGGAACUGAGUUAAUGCGCUAGCGUGGGCGAGGUAAAGAACGAUUUCUGACUGACUGACGGGUUUAUGAGGACAGACUUUGAAUUGCUACCUGCUGAGAUUGGCAACAGAGAGAGAGGCGCACAACCCUGGCACAAACUUUCAGCUUUCGUGCUGAAAAGAUAAUUGCAGAAUUGUGGGCCAACUUUUAAAAUAUCAUAACGACAUUUAACGAUGUUUAGAGAGAAAGAUGGCGUGGAUGGGAAAGAUUUUUUUUUUACUAGAGCCUUAGAACUUGUCAUUUUGGACUAGAUGUAAUAAAUUCUAAUCUAGCCUUAGAAAUAAAAAAAGCUUGCUGUUUGGACAGCCAUUAAAAUUGGUAAGAUAUCGAUUGAGCUUCAGAAUAGGAGGUGGGCACACGGCGACGACCUUCCGCUUCAUUGCCUCUAACACUAGGCAUUAGUUCUCUACACAAUCGUCUCUUCCAGAACUUCAGGAGACUGCGGCAAGCGUCGUUGCUAUGCCCGUCUUGCCACCCCCCCCACACACAGUUCCGUGUUUUGUAGAUCCGGGUGUAUGUGUGUGUGAUCAGGCGAGGGAGAAGGGGAAAUGUGACCUUGCCUUUGACUGUCAAGAAAAGUCCAUAAAACCAGCCGAGCGUUAGGACGGCCCCGAUCACCCUCAUCGAUCUGUUUUCUAGUGGCCCACCACCGUGUCUUCCACGCGGCGGCUUCUUUUGUUGGGUGGGCUGGUGUGGCACGUGAAGACGCCAUCAAAGGUGGCGCUGUUUACAGAUUGCGAAACAAAAGACUGGCGAUGAAGGGCAACAGCUACUUUCACAUCUUCAGACAGAGUAGCCGAUCUCACGUUUUGCGUGUGUGUGUGUGUGCGCGCGCGAUCUCAUUACCGCCGCAUGAACCCAGAAGAAAGAAGGCAGGCGAUGGCACGGAUGGAAUUAAUCGAAUGUUCCUGAACAGGAAGCACUCCGAAGAAAUUCGUUGACUAGGAUAUUCGAGCAAUGACCACCGAUGUGUCGUGACCUCUUGCGGUUAUUUUUGGUGCCAUUGCCACCUGUCUAAAAGAUUGCCGGGAGGCAACCACUUGACCGGGACGUACCUUUGUGACCUUUUUGGCGACCUCGUCGAGCGAUCGCGUGAUGUGAAAGUGUAUUAUAGCGCGGGCAUCGACACACUACAAGAAGAACGUACGCGGUGUCUACCAAUUUAAAAACAAAAAGCACAUAGCUCAGUGGUUGGAGACGGGGAAAACAGGCGGGGUACUACUGCCUCAGUGUAAGUUUGACGGGCACUAGCAUUUAAUUGAGCCUUUUGAAAAGGAAACGGUCUUUGUUGACCUACGGGGGCAGGGAAAGUAAAUAGGUGGCAAUACACCUAUAUUGAUAAGGAAUGUUUGAACCCUUUCAAACAGGCGGAACAAGGCUGUAAUUUAUGCCGCCUGGUGGCAUUUAUCAAACCUUCGCCAAGAAUGGAGCGCCAAUUCAAUGGCACGCUUCUAGCGAUAAAAUAUCCUUUAGAGUUUACAUCGAGCGAGGAGUUGACGUAGCUACGCUGCGCCGGAGUGUGUCUCCAGUGACUUGUGUAGUGCACUCCGUCCUACAAAAGCCACGGUUCGGGGACAUUUAUGCCAGACGGUUGAAGACCAACCACCAGCUGAAGAAGUGUAGCGACCAAAUACGCGAUUGGCUUGUAUGUCGAUUGGACGUCGAACAACUUCUCCAGCAGUUGUAAAACAUCGGUGCCAGACUUUUUGAAACUCUAAGUAGACACUUCAGAGAUGGAGUCUUAGGACCGAGCGCACGACGCAUUCAUCUGUCAAAGUUAUCGCUUUUUACGAUGAGAGCCGUCGCUGUGCCGUCGACUCAUGUCACAAGGCUUCUCAAGAACUGAUGACUCAGUCUAAUGGAUGACAGUGUCGCCGGCGUAUGACUAUAUUGACGGUAUAGGCUGCUGAGUUGUUAACGGUGCUUGCUUCAAGAGCUGGCAUAAAUCUUGAUUGCACGGUAUCUCAUGGUUCAUCUCCAGUACACGUGCUAAUUUCCUUCGGUGCAUGCCGAGUACAUAGUAUGGAUUUUCUACUUUUAAUACAAGCCCCUAAGAGAAUAGGGCGUUAUUCGAGCGAGGGUGUAAUUUGGAUAAUCAGUUCCUUGAUAACGUGAAAGUUGCUUUUGAUUGUCCUUCACUAAAACUUGUGUAAUAAUAGCGUCUUCCUCGAAAAAUCACGUGCAAGUCGUCGUGGAUUUCUCAGGUCACUUGGUCUCUGCUCUGUGAUCGCCUUGAACAUCAAAACCAUUGUGUGACGUCGUGUUCCUAGCAAUGCGCCAUCAUCAGACUAACAACGGCGACGUCAUGGUGACACCGGCAUUCAAGUAUGGGCCUUCCGCUGUCCGUGACGUACACUACGUGACUGGCGCCAAGGUGCCUUACGUGACUGUGAAGCAGCGCCGGAAUGGCCAGUACGUGGUAGUCGAGCGGCUGCCCGUACAUCACCGCCAGAGAGAUCAGGGCUUGCCCACCUUGCAGCAGUCGCUGGCUGAGUCCGCAGUGACUCUGAGGUCAAUCAAACCCAUGUGGAUGCCGUCAUCCAAGGCUAGGUCCAUGGAACGGCAGUACGACGACGCCGGGCACUUGCUGCCCGAUAUCGACUUGGGAUGGCGGGAUAAGGCGAAGGCGCUGGUGGGCUCCUUGGAUAACGUUCACCACGCGCCAGGAGGAGGCACGAAGACUAUCGAGAGUCGGCACCUAAAGUGGACCGCGCAGGCCAAGGUGGGGUCCUUGAACAACUUGCACUAUAAGUCUCCUGCUUUAAGCUCAUCCCAGACCACCCGCAGUGAUCCGCACCCGUUUGCUCAGGAACCCAAGUUUCGGCCUACUCCCCGCUAUGGAGCGCUGGCCAGCACUGGUGCCUUGAACUCGACGCACUACACACCAGGGGGUGCGCAGGUGGUCAUCGCGGCCACGCGCACCAGGCAGUUUAGUCACGUGGCAUCGCGCGUAGGGUCGCUGGACAAUGCUGGGCACGUGCCAGGGGGAGGCGACAUCAAGAUCCCCCAUCACCGCCACCGCUGGAAGGCCGAAGCACGUUUGGGGUCGCUGGAGAACAUCAACCACGUACCGGCGGUGGAGAGGUCAACAUCACGAACCAGCGGCUCACCUGGCAGGCCAAACCGCGCGUGCGCUCACUUGAGAACCUGCAGCAUCAUCCCCCGCCGCGCCAUGGUCUUGUGGCCGUCCCCCGCCACAAGACGGAUUGGAACGCGGCCCCGCGCGUCGGGUCGUUAGAGAACAUCCACCACCGGCCAGGUGGCGGGAACGUGGCCAUCGUACACAAACGUCUGAACUGGCAGGCGCGUGCGAAGGUCGAUACUCGUCCACCCAAAGUGUACACCCUGAAUGAGGCAUCUUCCUUUGACUCGUUGGACU
Messenger RNA from Pomacea canaliculata, 4780 nucleotides. RefSeq names its product microtubule-associated protein tau-like. Gene Ontology annotation, molecular function: microtubule binding. NCBI's taxonomy places the organism in Eukaryota, Metazoa, Mollusca, Gastropoda, Architaenioglossa, Ampullariidae. The transcript has a single exon. The record is from RefSeq and is a predicted model, not a curated record. Bases 3674 to 4639 code for a protein of 321 amino acids. Gene Ontology annotation, cellular component: neuron projection. Gene Ontology annotation, biological process: microtubule cytoskeleton organization; neuron projection development.